Molecule: messenger RNA, 5148 nt
Organism: Lactuca virosa
Lineage: Eukaryota; Viridiplantae; Streptophyta; Magnoliopsida; Asterales; Asteraceae
Source: the annotation of a GenBank genome assembly
GCCGGAAAACAAAUUCUCUUCAAAUUUUCAGACAGGUUUCGCUUCUUCUUCGGAACAAAAAAAAAAACCCCUUCUCUUUCUUCUCUUCUCUCACAGCUUUCUAUGGCGAUUUAAAAACAAAAACUACAACGCAACUACAGAAACAAUGGCUGAAAAGCUUCAAACCCUGCUGAAGGAAGUUGGAUCCAAGCUUGAGAACCCACCUGCAAAUAAAGAUGCUCUUAUCAAGCUUUUAAAGCAAGCGGCAUCAUCUAUGUGUGAGGUGGAUCAAUCACCAUCAAAAGAAGUAUUGGCAUCUUUGCAGCCUUUUAUAAAUGCCAUUGUGAAGCCAGAGUUGCUAAAACAUCAUGACAAAGAAGUUAAGCUUCUUGUUGCAACUUGUACAUGUGAGAUAACCAGAGUGACUGCUCCUGUUGCCCCAUAUGAUGAUCAUGUUUUAAAGGAUAUUUUUCGUUUGAUUGUAAGCACAUUCAGUGGGCUACGUGAUACAAAAAGCCCAUCUUUUGGGAGGAGAGUUACUAUCUUGGAAACAGUAGCUAAAUAUAGAUCCUGCAUUGUGAUGUUGGAUCUUGAAUGUGAUGAUUUAGUCAACGAAAUGUUCAGAACAUUUUUUGCUGUUGCCAGUGAUGAGCAUUCGGAGACUGUUAUCACAUCAAUGAAGACAAUCAUGGUGCUUCUUUUGGAAGAGAGUGAGGACAUCAACAAUGACCUUUUGCUUGUUAUUCUAUCUGUUUUAGGCCGAGAUAAGAAAGCGAUAACAAUGGCUGCAAGGAGGCUUGCUAUGAAUGUUAUAGCACAAUGUGCAGGAAAACUUGAACCUGGUAUAAAGCAGUUCAUUCUAAAAUCAAUGUCAUCAGAGGGCAAUUCUGUACUUUCUCAGAUUGAUUACCAUGAAAUCAUCUAUAACAUCUACCGCUCUGCUCCUCAAGCCUUGGUGGGAAUUGUGCCCUACAUAACUGGAGAGCUUCUGACAGAUAAAAUAGAGAUGCGGUUAAAAGUGGUGAAACUGGUGGGAGAUCUUUUCUGUAUCCCAGGAUCUGUGAUUCCUGAGACAUUUCAGCCAAUCCUUUUGGAGUUUUUAAGGAGGCUGACUGAUAGAGUUGUUGAGGUUCGAAUGUCUGUUCUUGAACAUGUCAAGCUUUCUAUGUUAUCCAAUCCUUUCAGACCAGAAUCUCCUCAGUUAAUUGGUGCUCUGUGUGACCGACUGUUGGACUAUGAUGAAACCAUACGCCAAAAAGUGGUUGCAGUGGUGUCUGACAUUGCAUGCCAUGAGUUAUCUUCUAUUUCUACCAAAUCCAUAAAGCUUCUAGCUGAUCGACUUCGUGACAAAUCUCUCCCUGUGAAAAAGUAUACCAUGGAGAGGCUAUCUGAUAUAUACAGGACUUGCUGCUUGAAGCAAAUGGCUGGUUUGACUGUGACUGUGAGUGAUGACUAUGAUUGGAUUCCUGGACGAAUUUUAAGAUGUUUUUUUGACAAAGAUUUGAGAUCAGACACAGUGGAAUACAUUUUAUGCACGUCCCUCUUUCCACCUGAAUUUUCUGUCAGAGAUAAGGUCAAAACUUGGGUCAAACUACUCUCAAAAUUUGAUAAAGUAGAGGUAAAAGCUUUAGAGAAAAUACUGGAGCAGAAACAAAGGUUACAACUAGAGUUACAAAAGUAUCUUUAUCUUAGGCAGAUCUAUAAGGAUGGUGAUGGUUCAGAGCUUCAAAAGAAAGUGGCUCUUAUCUUUCGUUUCAUGUCUCACUGUUUCACAGAUCCCAUAAAAGCUGAGGCAGAUUUCCUGCUUCUUCAUCAACUAAAGGAUGCUAAUGUUUGGAAGAUAUUCACAGCACUUGUUGAUCCCAAUACUAAUUCUCUUCAGACUUUCAAAUCACGGGAUGAAUUGCUUAAGAUUGUUGGUCAGAAGCAUCCACUUUAUGGAAUUCUGAGCACCCUCUCCAUGAAAUGCUCAUACAUACUCUUUAACAAGGAUUAUGUUAAAGAUAUUCUGUUGGAGGUGGAUCUACACAAAUCUUCCGGAAACAAACUGCUAUCUCAAUCCUGCAUGAAUUUACUUGUGAUCCUUGCAUCCUUCAGGCCAUCAUUGCUUAGUGGGACUGAAAAAGAUUUGGUCCAUCUUCUUGAAGAUGAGAAUGAAGUAAUCAAGGAAGGUGUUUUGCAUGUUCUAGCAAAAGCUGGUGGAGCUAUUCGUGACCAAUUGGGAGAAUCAUCUAGUAGGUUAGAUCUCCUAUUGGAGAGAAUUUGUGUAGAAGGUAGUAGGAGGCAAGCCAAAUAUGCAGUACACGCGUUAGCAGCUAUAACAAAGGAUGAUGGGCUCAAGUCACUUUCUGUUCUUUACAAGAGACUUGUGGAUAUGCUAGAGAAAAAGACACAUUUGCCCUCCGUGCUACAGUCUCUGGGCUGCAUAGCACAAGCUGCUAUGCCAGUUUUUGAAACCCAAGAGAGUAAAAUUGAAGGGUUUAUAAAGAAAGACAUCUUAGGGUGCAGUGAGAAACCAAAAGAUGAAGCAAAAGAAUCUUGGAAUGAUAGAAGCGAACUUUGUUCAUGGAAGAUAUUUGGCAUAAAAGCUUUGGUAAAGAGCUAUUUGCCUGUGAAAGAUGCACAUCUUCGUGUUGGGAUAAGUGAAUUGAUACAAGACCUCAAGAACAUACUUUCUAUUGGGGAAAUCUCAAAAGAUAUUGAAUCAAGUUGUGUUGAUAAGGCCCAUUUGAAGCUAGCUUCAGCUAAGGCUAUUCUUCGUUUGUCAAAACAUUGGGAUAAAAAGAUUCCUAUUGAUGUAUUCUACCUCACCUUGAGAACUUCAGAGGUUGGAUUCCCUGAAGUUAGGAAACUCUUUCUCAAAAAAGUUCAUCAAUACAUCAAGGAUCGAAGUUUGGACCCGAAAUAUGCUUGUGCUUUCUUAUUGGGAAUAGGAUCUCAGGAAGAGAAUUCUGAGGAUAAGGAGAAUAGUAAUAAUCUGAGUGACAUCAUUCAGAUGUGUCAGCAAGGAAAGGCAAGACAAAGUGAUGUGAACUCAUGGGUAGUUCACAGUACUUACAUUCUUCCCUAUUUGAUUCAUGCAUUUGCCCAUCAUCCUUCUUUUCCAAAUCUUCAUGAAUGCAAGGAUCUUCAAGCAUAUCAACCCACAUACAGGAAAUUGUAUUUAUUUCUUUCUAUGUUGGCAAUUGGUGGUGAUUGUGAAGAUGGGAAGCCUGAUAAUAGUCUAAAGAAGGAAGAGGUUAUUUCGGUACUUUCAAUUCUUCGAAGCAUCAGAAGCUCCCAAGAUGCUGUAGAUACAAACAUGUCAAAGAACUCAUAUGCAAUCUGUGAUCUAUGCUUCUCAAUCACCAAACGCUUAGCACAAAAGCAACAAGAUCUUCAGGAACCAAUACUAGCACAUGUCCCUUUACCUCUACUGUUGUACAAACCACUUGAAAAGAAACAAGACAAAAAAGAAGAACAAGAGAAAGAAGAAAAGGAGAAAAAAGAUGAGGUUCGAACUGAUGUAACUGAAGGCCAGAAGACAUGGUUGGCUGAUGCUAGUGCUGUUGCCCACUUUGACUCCCUUAACAUGGAAGCUAAUGAUAAUGUUGCAGAGGAUGAUAUACUGAAGGAGAUUGAAAAAGAUGGUAAAGAGGUGCCUUUAGGAACAGUGUUGAAAAUACUAAAAGCUAAAGGAGCAAAGGAAAGAAAGGCUGUUCCUGUUAAAAAUGAAUCUACACCAGCUGCUGCUUCAGAAAGUCAUAAUAACAAUAACAAUAAUGUUGAUAUUUUAGGGAUGGUGAAAGAAAUAAAUUUGGAUAAUUCAGAUAUGAUGACGAAUAAAUUGAGUUCCAUGAAUGGUACUGGUGAUGAUGAUAAUGAUGAAGCGAAUAAAGGUGUUGUUGAUGAUGAUGAAAAGCGAAAAAGGAAAAGAACAAUAAAACAUCAUGAAUCAACAAAUGUCUCUGUGUCUUCUCUCAAACCCAAGCGUCAAAAGUCAUCUUCAAAGGGAUUAUCAGCUUUUGAAAACAUCAAAAUGAUUGAUGAUGAACAACCCCACCCUCACACUGUUUCAGUUUCAGUUUCAGAAAACAAAGUUUCUUCUGAAGACCAUAUCCCUAUUCAUAUUCAAUCCACUGACUUUGAUGAACCUCAUAAUAUUCAUACAGAAGACCAUGAAAAUAUUGAUGAAAGUGAUCACGAGAAGAUGCCUAAAAAGCAUACAGAUACAGAUGGUAUCCACAAGCCUGUCAGAAAGCGCAAACGAAAAAGUAUUGCAGGAUUAGCAAAGUGCACAACAAAGGAAAAGGAAAAGGAAACUCACACUCACACUCACACCACAGACUUGAUUGGAAAGCGAAUACAAGUUUGGUGGCCUAUGGAUAAAGUGUUUUAUGAAGGCUUGGUGAAGGCGUAUGAUCAUCAAAAGAAAAAACAUGUGGUGUUAUACAAUGAUGGUGAGGUUGAAGUGUUACGUUUGGACAAAGAGCGCUGGAAGCUCAUGGACAAGACUCCCAAGCCUCCUACAAAGCGGACUAAAGUGUCAAAAGGUUCAGGCCCUAAAAGAGGGUCUAUUAAGAAGAUUCCUGAUAAUUCCAAGAAAUUUAAGGACUUAGCUGACAUAUCUUCAUCACCAAUGGCAAGAGGCAAAAGAACCCCAAGAAAAAAAAUGAAGAGAGUUUUCCAAAAAAUUCCUGAAUAUUCCAAACGAGAAACAAAAGAGGAUCUUGAGGAGGAUAUAACUGAAUCCGAGCAUGCCACUUUCUCAAAGGUUGAUAAUUUGGACACAGAAGAAGAGGAGGCAAGUGAUCAAGAGGGAGGACAUUCAGGAGAUGAGGAAAAACAUGCAGAAAUUACAUUGCAGAAACAAACUGAAAAUGUUGAUGAUGAUGAUGAUGAUGAUGAUGAUGAUGUCAAGAGGCAGUCACCGGAUGACCGGAAAACUUUAGAUUCCGGCGAGGCGGAGCUCUCCGAUGACGUGCCACUUGGUGUAUGGAAGUCUAAAGUUAGGAAACCAGAUGUAAGCAAAAGCAAACAGGUUUAGGAGGAAGAAGAUGAUAGACAUAUAAUUAUUUACAAUCAGAUUGUUACUUUACUUACACCAAUAAUAAAAUGUGAAGUUGUAUGUAUGUAUGGUUGCUACACCCUGACUUGACUUACUUAACUGUUGAAUGUACAGAUAUAGUU